Trametes versicolor FP-101664 SS1 is the source of this 4041-nucleotide messenger RNA. RefSeq lists its product as uncharacterized. The transcript is spliced from 6 exons. The coding region runs from base 1 to 3861 and encodes 1286 amino acids. Gene Ontology annotation, cellular component: nucleus. The record is from RefSeq and is a predicted model, not a curated record. NCBI's taxonomy places the organism in Eukaryota, Fungi, Basidiomycota, Agaricomycetes, Polyporales, Polyporaceae. Gene Ontology annotation, biological process: regulation of DNA-templated transcription.
AUGUCUGGCAUAGUCUACUCAGAGCUCGCGAAUUGGGACGGCGGCUACUCCGUCUCGGGUUCCCAGGCUGGCAACACGCGCGAGCCCACUGGCAGUGCCGUCUCCGACUCAGGGUCGCCUGCCCCCGCCUCGGAUCUGACGUCGGCUCUGGAGACUGCCUUUGCUGGUCACGACGUCUCUGGCGCGAGCGAGCUUGCUCCUGUGGUUUCUGGGUCGUCCUCUGCUGCAACUAUCUAUCCGGCGCAUCCCCAUAGCGGGCACGGGGCCACAGAGAGGAUGUCACCGCAAGACGCCCGGAGGAGCGGAGGCUUUGCAGCACAGAACGGGAGGCUAGACGCUGCGAAGAAGUUCCCUACCUCACAGCCUGUAAAUCCACCCACGACACUACACUCAUUGCUGGUUGCGUACGGCGCAGGCCCAACGCCACGCGAAACCCCUGCAAUCUCUCCCCCCGCGGACGGGUCCCGCGACCCGGUAAUAGAGGACGACGUCAGUUCGCUACUCGAUGCGGAUGGCGAGACCGAUCACGAAAGUGCGGCCGAGGUCUUUACUGUCCAUGUGCCCAAAGAGCCACGUUUAUCCGGUUCCACCGCGGGGAACGACGCGACUCACUCCGACGCAAGGGCUUCGACCGAGUCUACGGCGAUGGUUGACAGCCGUGCCGCAAGUUGGGAACACCCAAUGAAAUCCACUGCCGGGUCAUACUCAGCUGAAUUCCUGGAAGCCUCCCAACAUUACUAUGUCUCUCGCUCGCCUUCGGUACAGAUCAUUGAAGCUCCGCCUAGUAGUCAACACAGCGCUGCGGUAGCUCCUAGUGCACCUACAGUACCUCAGAGUGUAACCAGCCACCACCAAAUAGCAUCGACGAACAGGGGCCAGAGCUCGAUCAGCCGCAGGAGCCCCUCCGUGAUCUCCCUGAGUUCCCUCACCACGCCUACAUCAUCGCCUGUUUCAUCAUCGCCUAUUUCUGUGCGCACUCCGCCUGCGAAAAGAAGGAGGCUCGAUUUCUGUUACGUCGAAGUGCCCCGAUUGCCCUCAUCUAGGCGCCACUCAAUAUACAAGCUCGCCCGCGACAUACCGAUUUUGCAUCGCGCGGCUCCAGAGGAAGACUAUGCUACACAGCUCCAGCGAGCCCUGAAUCAGGCUUCUGCGACCAAUGCGGCCUUGAUGAAUUACUCUCCCUCUGCGAGCCGCGUCGAACGUCGUGCUCUGCGCAACAGGUCAACUGUGUCGGUGUCCCCCACGAAGAGUGCUCCGCCCAAGCCCAAAACUCUGGCUAGCUCGUCACCAACAGUGCCCAAGAAACGCGGUCGUCCACUGGGAUCGAAGAACACGCCGAACACCAAGCUAAAGCUGAAGCCUACGCCGAAGGUCGAGCAAAGCGAAGCACAGAAGGAGGAGGAGGAGGAAGAGGAGGAAGAGGAGGAAGAGGAAGACGAGCACCGCCCAGCAGACGUCAUGGAGCCGCAUUUCCCUUCCAUAGGCGUCGACAUCGGAGGGCUGCCUACACCGUCGGAGGCUCUGCUCUUCGUGACAUUCCGGGGAUUAUUCCUGGCUCAGCGCGAUCGGGACGCCCGUUUGGCCACCCCUCCUACCUCUCUCAAGAAAGUCGUCGCCCCGAUCACAGAGAGCGCCCCUCGUCCGCCGAUACCAAGACGUUCACUGUUCCGGCGGACUUCGUCUGUUCCCACUUCGCAACCAUCUGACCCAACCGUUUCUUCUUCUCGUGUAUCUCCACCCAUGUCUUCUCCCUCUGUACAACCUCGUCCCCGCACCCGAUCACCAUCUAUCGCCGCGCCACAAGUCCAGUCUCUCGAACAGGAGCCGGUGCAUCCAUCUGCACCCACAUCUCCCUCCUUGCCGCAUCCACCCGCAUCGGUCGUCGCAUCUAGUCGCAGUGGAGAUGGCAAUGGUCUAGACAUGUUGGCAGACUACACCUCCUCUCCACCACCGGACGCAUUCUCUGCUUCCAGCCUACCAAGCGAUGACCCGAGCGCCCACGCCCCUGUACGCCCGCCAAAUUCUUCGAGCCUUAGCCCGGAGACCCAGCAUCGCACCUCGCAGACAGGUAUCAUGCACUUCCAUCACGCGUCACAGUACUCCGUCGCCGGUCCGUCAGGUGUCGCCGACAUGUUCGCGGCGGACAAGGCGCUCCGCGACGCGCACAACGGGUACGGCGACAUGCCAUCGGCCGAUGGCGAGUCCUACUUCGCCGCUAUGGACCUCGAUAUUCACUACGAGAGCGGCGGAGCGGGCCAUCCGUGGCAGCCCGACGCGGAGCCACACGUCACACACGCGAACGGCACUAUCGACCCGUCGUUACUCGGAGGCAUCCUCGGUCCGCCACCGCAUCCGCAGCCACUCUCGCCUUCACCACCUCCGGAAGCACCAGUCGCUGGACCUUCCAACACCCAUUCGGUAGAACGCGCGUCACCUGCAACAUCGUCGCAGUCACGGUCGAGGUCAGGCACGCCAAAGCUCACGCGUACGGGGUCGACGUCAUCGGCCGAGUUCGACUCUGACGCGCGACAGCCGCUCUCGCUCAAGCGGAAGCGGUCGCAGCCACAGCUGCCGAUCCGGCUUCCGUGCGAGGAGGAGCGCGACGAAGGGAAGCGGCCACGCCGGCUCACGCAGCGCGCGCUGGCGUCGUACUACGAAUCGGCGUCGGAUGGUACGCCGGACAUCGAGCCUGUGCAGAAAGCCCAGGGCCCCGGUAAGGGUAAGGGCAAAGGCAAGGGCAAAGCAAAAGCCGCGGGGAAGGGAAAGGGCAAGGAGAAGGCAAAGGAGACAAGCGUACCCCCUGGCGAGGAGCCCUCCUUCAGAGACCUCGCGGAGGCGCCGACCUUCUGCCACCAGUGCCGCCGGAAGACGAUGCGCGAGAAGAUGCGCUGCACCGUGAUCAGAAGCUCCGGCGACCCGUGCGGCCUCCGCUUCUGCGACCACUGCGUCGAGAUCAGGUAUCCCGAGAUCGAGUUCAACCCGUACGCCGUGCGCUUCAACUGUCCGCGCUGCCAAGGCAUCUGCAACUGCACCCAUUGCUGCGCACGCCGCCAGGAGCCGUACAUCUCCGCGCGCAUCGGGAAGCUGCCUCCCUCCGGCUCCGCCGAGGCCCUCGCGCUCACCGCGGCGGCGGCGGCGGCUGCGACAGCGUCGCCGACUAAGCAGGGUGCGACCAGGGCGUCUACGGCAAAAUCGAAGCUUGGGCUCGUGGGCGGCGAGUACUUUGGUGUCAUCUACGGCCUUACGGGCGAACGCGUCGGCGCGGGCUUCGUUGGGUCGGACAACCAGGGAAUCGUGUUUGGAGGCCGUCAGCAAAUCAAGGCGGUGGCAUAUGUUGGAAAGCCUCGCAAGGGCGCUGCUUCCUCCGCUCGCCCCGCCCCACAGGUGGUCGGCGCUCCUCCCGGCGACAGCGCAGGCGUCUCACAGGCCAACGCUCAACCUCCACACCCAUCUGGCGCAUACCUUAGCGUCUCUACCAGCUCCGUUCCUCUCGGUGACCCCCCCGACCCGUCUGCAUCUUUGACCGGAACUCAGCACAUGCCUCCCGCCCCCGUCGGCAGCGUCCCGCCGGCGCCUCCCCGCAGGAUGUUCGUAGGGAACCGUGCAGCCCUGGACAAAGGCAUGUACGUCCCGAUGGAUGUGCUUAUGUCGAUGAUGGACGCGGAGCAGGAGGAACAGCACGCGCAGGAUCGCUCGCAAGAAUGGGCCGCCCCGUCGUCGGACCCAGCGCAGGGAGACGGUCCGUCGAGCGACUCGCAGCACGCGCAGGGCGCGAACUCUGCGCCGCCCUCGCACGACGAGGUGCAGUGGGCGAUCGCGCUGGCUUUGCACGCGCUCGAGGUCGAUGCGGCGCAGAGCUGAGCUUGGUUUGCGUUCCGUUCUUGCGCGGGUAGUAGUAUAGUGUACGGUGUUUUUGUUUGUGGGUAUUAUAGUCUAUACAUGGCCGGACGUUUGGCCUGUUUUGUCGAUGUUGUACAGCUCUUUGGUAAUAUCUUGCUUAUGCCGCAUGUAAUGUCUCCUUUGUAAUGUACUUUCAGUCCG